ACCACCUUUAACAUCAAUGUGUUAAGAUUUGUACAAAACAUUUCCAUUAUAUACGUAUAAUGCCGAUAGUACAGUGCAGUAAAUCUAUUUGUACAAGCCAGAUUCUGUUCAUGCAAUAAUGCGAUACCAGGGUGAGGAAUCACGUGACAUACAAGCAAAUCUUGAAUAUUUCACACGUGAAUGAAGCAGAACAUAGCAUAGUCUUUUAUAGGCUUAGACAUACUUUCAUAUCUUUUCUGUCAACAAAGUUAUUUAGAUAUUAUUGUCACUAACUUGUUUGUUUACAUUGGUUGCGAUCCGUGGUGACCCAAGUGAGAACCCCUUUGAAGCUGGAUAAUUCACAAAGCCAACUGUUAUAAGAAAGUGGAUGUUGAGAUGACGUUCAAAGAGGCGUCCACGACGUGUAACCUGGAGGGUGCUCAUCUGCUGUACUUGGCGAAUGAGAUUGAAUAUGACGAGGUCAUAGCCCACAACGCGCCAGGAAUGAACAUAUGGAUGGGCUUCGAGACGAAUGGAACCCACAUUGGUCGUAACGUUACUGGUUUCGACACUCCGAGCGAUCGGAUUCCACGUUGGGCUAACAACGAGCCCGCCCCAAACAUGCACGGCGUUGACUGUAUUCUGGUCGACUAUAUGAAGGGGCUUAUGGUUAGGGCCUGCGACGAGUUGCAUCUUUUCUUCUGUAAAAGAAGGGCCUGUCUCAAAGGUUACAUGUCCUGCGACACGGCUACGAAGUGUGUUCGUGAGGUGAGAAAGUGUGACGGGAAACUUCACUGCUUGGACACUAGUGAUGAAUUGGAUUGUCCUAAUGAUAUGAACUAUAUAGACGUGGAAACCAUUGGAAAUUUUUCUACUCGCACACUGUUUUCUGGUCAGCAAAGAAUUUGGACAAUGAAAGCUCCCAUUGGACUACGAAUUAAACUUUACGUGCCCUCUAUGACUCUCGAAACGAAUGUGGCGUUUUUAGAAGUAUGGACUGGUAAUUCUACAUUUGCUGUUUCCCGGCUCAUAAAGAAGUUUACUAGCACUGUAAGUGCGGGCGUUUAUCUGUAUUCAGAUAACAACUACAUGACUGUUCGUCUGUACGCCAACAACCUUCAGCAAAACUUCAACACAAAAACAUUGAGUUAUACCAUAGAUAAUACAAACAUAUUUCUUGGGUACAAGGACCUUGAUGCCACGGUCGUGUUGAGUCCACUGAUCUUCCCUUACCAGGGAUUGGAAUAUAAACCAGAAGGUCUACACCUGCGUUGGAGAAUUACAGCUCCUGGAGGAGAUUAUAUUACAUACUACGUUGAGCCAAUAGAUAAGACGAAACCCACAUCAGGGAAAAUACGCGGCGGGAUGACAUAUCUAGAACCGGGUGAUGUCCGAGUGACCGGACGUAACGAACUGCUAAUCACAAUGGAUGUUGUUCCGGAAAAUCUUCAACUCAUGUACAAAUCAGGCUGUGGUGGCAUUACGCUAAUGCAUGAGUAUGGCACAAUACACCUGUUUGACGAAGUUAUUCCAAACAGCGCAAUGUGUACGUGGACAUUAAAAGGGGGAGAGGCAGUUGGUCGAGGACUGGCGUUAAAGUUCAUGAACGACCUCUACGAAGAUCCACGUGCUACAUUUGCAACGAGGUCCAUGGACUUUUUUAUGAUUGAAGGAUCAGGAGGGAUUGAGACAGGAGUGGAGAAUUAUCCUGCGAUGAUUUACCAUAGUUCGGAUGGUACCUUUAAAGUCACUUUCCAAUCUGAUGUUGCUCUUAAUUCCAUGAGUUUUAGUAUAGAUUUUGGCGCAGAUUGUCCAACGCUUGAAGUUUCCGAGCAAACUAAAAUGAAUAAAAACACGUCUUACUUCAACGAAGACGUUGUGUUGACUUGCCCAACUGGAUACGACUUUCACCUUGAGAAGUACGCUCACAGAGAGUCUCUCAAUCUAAUUUGUACUAAAGGAUCAUGGUACAUUGAUGGUGAAAAACUUGCCGCUAUUCCAGAAUGCAGAGAUGUCUUUUGUGGUAUACCGCCAAAAGUGAAUAAUGGCCAUCUUGUAAGCGCCACUGGAGCAAAGUAUUUGUCAGAAGCUACAUACGCUUGUGAUCCCGGCUUCAAGAUAGUUGAAGGAACCACUGGUUUAUGCAGUAAUAUCGGCGUUUGGAUUCACCUUCCAGUCUGUGUUGCAAUGGGAUCAAAUUGCUCGACAUUAGAAAACUGCGACACCGCAAUAUUGGUAUGCGAUGUUAUGACUGGAACUGGCGUCUGUCAAAAUGGGGGACUGUGCACGAAUGGACUGGAAACUGCCUCGUGCGAAUGUAAAUCAGAUUAUGAUGUGCGGCGGUGUUAUUUUGAUGAAGGACGUGUCGGAAUUGCUGGAGGUACAGAAACGUUAGACUUUAUUCAAGUACAGAGCCUUGAUGAAUGUAAAAGCAGAUGCUUAAAUAAUCCAAACUGCGGCGAUAUGGUGUUUGUGACUUCAUCUGGACAAUUUCAUUGUUUUUUGUAUGAGCGGGAAAAGUUUGUGUCUACAUCAGAUGAAUCUACGAGAGUGCAUUAUCGAAGAAUUUGUCCCACAGAUUAUACAGGAGACUCGUGCGAACAAGUUAAGGAUUGGUGCUCCGAAGGAAAUAACCCAUGUGAGAACGGAGGAGAAUGUACGCCAAAAGGACCUGUUGGAUAUAUGUGCAUGUGUAAGCCAGGGUUCAGCGGUGUUACGUGCAACAUUGACGCUGAUCCUUGUGGUACAAACCCAUGUGCGGGCGUAGCAAGAUGCCAGUCUACGGUAACAGAGUAUAUCUGUCAGUGUGAACAGGGUAAAAUAUUCACCGGAAGUCAGUGCAGAGAUGAUCCCACAAGACCGGUCAUUUUAGUUAACAAUUUAUAUGGUGUACUUGACGCGCCAACCCUACAAACACCAUUCCGUUGGAUCAACAAAACGAUUUCUAUAAUGUUUAUGAUCAGAGUGCAUGCUAGUUCUGACCAUGAAUUGGCGAGUUUGUUGAAUAUUUACGUGCAAAAUUCAUUAAAUCCAAACUACCAGGAUUAUAUGUACUGGAUAUCCGUUAGUCGCAGAGGAAUUGGGAUUAAAACGAACAUGUCUCCUUGGUUGGGUGUCACGUUUAACGAAGAUUUUGGAAGUGAACUCGGGGAUGGGAGCUGGCAUCAUUUGGGUAUUGCAAUAAAUGAGAAUGGUAUGCUGUCGGCCACUUUAGAUGCUAUCACGAUAGACGAUGCUGUUGAAGUUGUAUCCCCUCCGGCGGGGGAAAAGAACGUGCAGAUAUCUCUUGGCUAUUUGAAUCUAGCCGAAUAUCAGGAUGUAUCAAUAUGGGACGUAACUUUAACGAGCCGCGAUUUCGCACUAGCGUCUGUUGGCACUCAACCAUCUGUUAAUCCUAUACAAGGAUGGUGGAACUAUGACCCUAAGACCUCAGGGAUGCGUCUGACAGAACGGUUGCUGCAUAAUCUUCUAGACGAUCCGAAUAUAAACUUCCCGCAGAUGAACUGUGAUGGUUUUGAAAACAUAAUGCAUGUGUCUGCUGAAGGAGUUGUAGACAGGGAUACAUUUGUCGGCAAGAUUGAGGAGGUCAAAGAAAAUACCAAUGGAACUCUUACUUUCAAACACUCCCUUCCACCAAGUCUGACAUGGGGGUUCUAUGAAACAGUUAUUGUCGGUAUGAAUAGUAACACCCUCAACUACGGAGAAUGCAGAGUGCAGCUUGUGGUAAAAUACAACGACGAAUGUCCAGCAGCUCGAUCAGACGACACCCAGAGAAAAGUAUGUCCUUCAGGUGCAGACGCCGUGUGUGAUCUCGCGUGUUUAGAUACAAAUGAAGCACUUUUUGCACCUGUUCCUAAAUAUAUAUCUUGUGGUACGCUUGGCGUUUGGGAUACAAGAGAACCGUAUGAAGAUCUCGUUCUUCCGGGAUGUACAAUCAGCAGAGACCCAAGGUAUGCAGUCACAAUCAUGAUGAAAUUUGAAGCAGUGAUACAUUGUAGAAAUUUGAACAUAAACACUGCUGUUACUGAUAGAUUGAACGAUAUGUUAAUGAACGAUAUAAAUGGUGAAAAAUGGACGGGACUUUGCACCGGAGCCAAUUGUGAUAACCUUGAAAUCACAAAAGCAGCCUGUAUCGACAAUACAAAAAUGUUUGAAGUUGAAUUCACUCUUACAUUUGCAAGCAAUACGAUUACUGCCGUUGGUGGUGGAGAAACGUCGGUGUUAGAUGCGCUCAGAAUUAUCAUUCUGUUAGAAAAGGAUUUGAGCUUGAAGGAAAUAGCUGAAGCAUCCUUACUCGAAGACACUGUUGAAAUUAGCAUGGAAGAAGUCUGUGGGGUUGGUUACGCUCUCGUGAUGAGCGAUAAAUCCAGAGCUUGUGUGCCCUGCGGCCCUGGUUGGAGGUACGACUUAGAGGCAAAAGAGUGUGUUCUCUGUGAUUAUGGGCAUUACCAGAACGGCUUUGUGCAAACAGAGUGCAUACCUUGUGGGAAUGGCAAAUCGACGAAUUUCCGCGGAGCUAGAGAAGAGAAUGACUGUAUAGUAACGUGUGAAGCUGGAACAUACUAUGAUGUUGACGAAGAACAAUGUGUGGAUUGUAAGCGACAUUACUUUCAGAACAUGACUGGGCAGGACUACUGUUUCCCUUGUCCUCUGGGAUAUAAAACAGUCGGAAAUCGUUCUACCAGCAUUGCCGCUUGUACAGAGGACUGCUUGCCUGGUUAUGUUAGAAACCCUCAAAACCUCACAGAAUGUGUUCGAUGUAAAAGAGGGACGUUUAGGAGUACCCAAGACGAUUGCGUUCCUUGUACAGAUGGAAAGUACACUUUGGAGGAUACUAUUGCAAUGGACUCGAGCAACUGUGACAUGGAUAUUUGCGAUUUGGGAGAAUUUUGGAAUGUUUCUGCAAGCAAUUGCCAAAAAUGUGAUUUGGGGUAUUAUCAAAAUGAAAUGUACCAAUUACAAUGCAAAAUGUGUGCUUCCGACUAUUCCACAAGAGACAUGAGCGCGCAGAAUGACUCGUUCUGCGAAUUUUUCUGCCCUGUGGGCGAAGAGUUAAUGGAUGGUACAAAUUGUGCUAGCUGUGAACGGGGAUUCUUCAAGGAUAAUGUUGGUCUAAACAAGUUCAAUCCGUGUCAAGAAUGCAGUACUGAGAAAACAACAGAAACAACAGGAUCAACCUCGGAAUCUAACUGUUCAAUCCAUAAAUGUGGACCUGGAGAGAUCAGUACUGAGAACGGAUGUGUUGAAUGUCCAAUAGAUACUUAUCAAUCAAUGGAUCACCCUUAUUCAAGCAUCGAGUGCCAACUAUGUCAGAAGGAUGGCAUAUUUGAAACCGGAACCAUAGCUGCAGGUGUGUCUAAUAGCGACGAGUGUAAACCCUUCUGUUCAUCUGGGUACAUUAUCAACGCCGAAUCCACUGGUUGUGAUCCGUGUUCGCGAGGAUUAUACAAAAACAACGAGGACAGCCGAUUCUCUGCUGAGUGUAAUGGGUGUCCUGUGGGUACCACAACAGAAGACAUGGCAUCUACACAUAGAGACAACUGUAGCAUUCAGGAAGAGCGAAGCAGCCUUGCUGUUAUCAUAGGUACUUCCGUCGCUGGUGGAUUAUUGCUUAUGGUUGUCGUGUCAUUCUUGAUUUACCGACGCAGAAAAAGAAACGAGAAGUUACCGGAAGAAGGACGUUCCGACAGGACUGAUACUUCUAAUCCAAUGAACGUCUAUGAUCAACCGCAGGUCGGAGAAAAUGACAUACCGACUAGUAAAAAUGAAUAUGACGUCAUACCUGCCGACGUAAACGUUUAUAUGACAGUUACCGAAGAUGCUCAAACAAGUACUGGAACGAACGAAAGCAGUAUACAUGUUCCAAAUACUGAUACUACCACUUCAGAAAGAAAUAUCUACUCUGAACUAGACGUGAACAGUUUAAAUGACAAAGACAAAGAUUAUCUUCGUCUGUACUCGCAUGAUUCCCAUGGGUAUCUGGCUCCAAUACAACUUGGGAACAUAUCCCACAACAGAAACGAAGAAGGGCGCAAUAGUACAUCAUUUUUGUAAAUAAGUGUAGUUCCAUCACUAUACAAAUGAGACCAAGGCUGUCAAAAUGGAUGGUAUGCUGCUUUUGAAAAUAGCAUUCAUGAAAUUAACUAUAUUACAUGGCUUGCAUGUAUCAUAAUUCUAUUUCGCCUGAUAUCAUGGGUGAUGAGCAGUAUGCAGAGUUUAUACUAUGUUUCCGAAAUAGCAUAAACGGUUGUCCAUAAUAAUGGAAUACAUCAAAUAAGUAAAAUAACACAAAUGUAUAUAUAUCAUAACAUGACACAUACCUAAAGUAUUUAGUAUUUUACCUAUAGUAUUUUAUUAUAAUCCCGUAGAAUGUUUCAUCAACUUAAAUAAACAUAAUCCAGUUUUAACAAUCGAUAGCCCUCAAUCAAUUAUAUAAACUAUUCUAGCACACCGGAUUUCCGGUAAAUUCAGCCGUGCCGGAAAACUCCAUCUGGCAUCCCCCAUGCCAGAUGAGUCACGCGCUGUGACGUAAUACUUUUAAUUUAUUUUAUCAAACACUUAAUGUAACCAUAAUUAUGAGAUUUCAAUAGAUGAGUUCCAUUUAUAUUAACUUAACAAAGAUAUUCCUUAAAAACAAAACAAAAUAACCCUUAAAAGACGUGAUAGCGAAGGAACCUAUUGACGUAUGCAGUGAAUACAAAUUACUGCGCGUCAUGACGUCAGUAAACAUCAUCGCACGCGCUUUUUGGUGAAAUGUACAAAAACGCGCUUUCUUAUGUAUUUUCUUCACAAAAAAUGUAAUUUAAGGUAUGCUAGAAAAAAUAUAUAUCAUGUGUGUCCGUUCCGGAUAGUAAAAAUCCGACCCUCGGGUACACUACGUAGCCGGUAACUCGGCAAGCCUCAUAACCUGGCAAUGCAGGUGCCCUCGGGUCGGAUUUUUCUAUCCGGAACGAGAACACAUGACAUAUAUUAUAAAUAUAGAGUAUAAAAGUUAAGUAUGUGAGUUCUUAACUCUAUUGAAUUUGAAAUCGUAUAACUAAUUUAUGCAUGACAAUAUAUGAAACAUCUUUGUAAGCAUGUUUCUAUCAUUAUUUAUAUACGAUGAUAUAUAAAUAAUUGUUUGUCUUUGUUUGAUAAAGUAUAUAUCCUGUGCUAUACUGUGGCUGUGAAAUAUAAGGUUUACAUGAAAGCAUUACAGUAGAAAGAGUUUUAAUGAUGCUUUGUAAUGAAAUUCUAGUAGUUUUAGUACUAAAACACAGAGAAAUUUUGUUAAUGGAGAACUUGUUAGCACAAUCGCAAGAAGAGAUGUUAAUGUAAUAAGGCUAAGUUGACAACAUUACAACUGAAAUCAAAUAAGUAAGAACAACACUACAAAAUGGGGAUUUAAAAAGGUUAUCUAACUAUUAAACAUGGACAAAAAGUGCUACAUUACGAUGUUUUAAAUCAAAUAUGGUAGAACACUACUGCAAAAAUACUGUAUGGGGAUUUAGAGAGGUAAUCUACCUGUAAAACAUGGGCAAAAGGAGUUAGAGACAUAUACUUGUCACUCGUAUUUUAUAACGCCUGUUUUCUUUAAAGUGCUAGGGAUAUUGCUAUCUUUAUAUUGAAAAUCUAUAUAUUCAGUACUCGUCUGCAGAAUAAAAUAAGUUAUUCAGAUCUAAAACAAGUUUACUAAAUGCAGAUUUUUCAUUUUUAACUUACUUGUCAAUUUGUAAGACUUAGAGAGAAUUAUUGAGACAAAGACUUUGAUCAAAUUGUUAAGAAAUUAAAGCAGGUGAUGGAUGAAACCUAACUUUAUACCAAAUAAUGAAAGAAAAUGUCAAAUAUGUCAUUGUUGUUGUUAAUUUAAUUUAUUGUAAGAAUGUCCAUUAUGUAUUGAUAUAAGAAUAAAAUCAAUUAGCGGUGUAUGUUCAGAAGGGUUUUGAAUAAAGCAACGCAUCAUUUCAUAUUCGAUAACUUAGCGUUUAUAUACGACUCAUAACAUCAGUCUCCAUACGAUGCUAUGAAAUAGUAUGUGUGGUGUGGUGUGAAUUCUCAAUAUAUAAUUAUUGCAUUUAUUAUUUACUUGUAUACCUAUACUUUUAUUUUAUAUACAUCCUGUGCCUAGAGUUGUAUAUUAAACAGAGAAAACCGU
This is a messenger RNA of Mya arenaria, 8113 nucleotides long. RefSeq lists its product as uncharacterized. The transcript has 36 exons. Gene Ontology annotation, molecular function: protein binding; calcium ion binding. Bases 376 to 6033 code for a protein of 1885 amino acids. NCBI's taxonomy places the organism in Eukaryota, Metazoa, Mollusca, Bivalvia, Myida, Myidae. The record is from RefSeq and is a predicted model, not a curated record.